AUGAAUUCCACGACUCGUAACGGAACAUUUGAUCUGUUGUUGGGAAACGUUCCCUUUAAGUCAUACGAUGUUAUUCUAAUAGUUAUCGCGGGUCUAAUAAUACUGUUUAAUGGCGUGGUUUUGUUCGUCAUGAGGAAACACAAGAGUUUAAGGAAUGCGCAGAAUGGUCUGCUCGCAAGCCUCGCAAUCAGCGAUCUCAGUUCGGGCUUGAUCGGCAUCCCGUUGGUCUUCGCCUGUAGCUUCGUUCCGCCACGAUUUUGUGCGUUGUGUUCUGUGUGUUACUACUUCUUCAAGUUCAUCUCAAUAUCAACCGUGCUUCAUAUAUUGGCGAUCAUCGGCGAGCGUUGUUUCACUGUUGUGGAUCCGUUUCUUCACCGCCGGCUGAGGGCUGCGCCUGGUCGUUCAAACCUGAUCCUCAUCGGCGCCAUUUGGUUAAUCAGUCUCAUUGCAUCGUGCGUUCCAUGGUUAUGGGUGUCCCAAAUCGUUAACGACUGCUACGGAAUGGAAACGUCGCACGAAGGAACGUGGAAUCCUGACUCAAUUUACGAGCUGAGCUGUUUCAUACUGUUCUUUAUCCUUCCCUUGUUGCUGAUUAGUGUUUUCCUCGCGAAAAUCUUCAUCGCAGUUCACCAGUUCACACGUCGUAAAAGCAGGCGCUGUGUGGAUAAUUUGAGAGAGCAAACUCGAUUGCGCACAACCGAAAAGCGUAUUUUCGUCGUUCUCUUCUCCGUGUUCGUCUUGUUUAUCGUGUGCUGGCUCCCGUACUUCGCUGUGACACUUGUGCAUGUCAUCAACACGCAACUCCCAUAUUGGGUCGAAGAAACUGUGCCGUAUUUACGGAGCCUUACAAGCCUUUUAAAUCCCUUUGUCUACGCGUUCUACAAAGAUGAUUUCUACCAGGCUCUGAGACGGAAACUUGGUAACGUGAGGUGCUGGACAAGGCCCAGAAACAGCGAUAUUUUUACCACCAAAACCAAGGCUCAAGUACCUUUGGUUCAGAUAGCAACAACAAUUUAAUUUCGAUAUUUCCAUAUCCAAUUUGUGGUCGCACGUUACUUUGUUUUCCUGAUAACUAAGCAACAUUAUCCUUGAAGAAAGCUCGCUGAACUAAACCACGGUCACUAAACG
Messenger RNA from Dendronephthya gigantea, 1128 nucleotides. RefSeq names its product melatonin receptor type 1B-B-like. Gene Ontology annotation, biological process: G protein-coupled receptor signaling pathway. Gene Ontology annotation, molecular function: G protein-coupled receptor activity. Gene Ontology annotation, cellular component: membrane. The coding region runs from base 1 to 1017 and encodes 338 amino acids. The transcript has a single exon. Lineage: Eukaryota; Metazoa; Cnidaria; Anthozoa; Malacalcyonacea; Nephtheidae. The record is from RefSeq and is a predicted model, not a curated record.